AUGUCGUCGUUCUGGCAUAUGUCUCGAAUGAUGGAUCGCAUCAUGGACGAGUAUUUGAGAGAAAUGCACAGGUCCUCGAACCAGCCCAUAGCACCCUACUGGCGGGACGCCGAUCACUCAGUGCUGCAGGUUGCAAAUGAGGCGCACCAGGUCAUUGACGAUGAUAAGAAGUUCGCCAUAUCGUUGGAUGUGUCACAGUUCAAGCCAGAAGAGUUGAAGGUCAAUUUGGAUGGCAGGCUGCUGACCGUUGAAGGCAAGCAGGAGUGCAAGAACGAGAACAGCUUCAUGGCUAGGUCGUUCGUCCGCUCUUGGAGUCUCCCUGAGGACGUGAAUUUGGAAGGUCUGAAAACUGAACUCAGCGACAAAGGCAAGCUCACCAUCGAAGCUCCGAAGAAUCCGAAUACUUCGAAGAAGAGUAUUCCCAUACAGCACGGUUCUUCUUGCUCCCACAGUCAAAGUUCCCACAGUCACACUCACACCCGUAGUCGCAGUCGUCGUGAUCAUUAG
Messenger RNA from Ostertagia ostertagi, 507 nucleotides. NCBI's taxonomy places the organism in Eukaryota, Metazoa, Nematoda, Chromadorea, Rhabditida, Trichostrongylidae. The record is from the annotation of a GenBank genome assembly.